Messenger RNA from Colletes gigas, 1800 nucleotides. RefSeq lists its product as uncharacterized. Bases 1 to 1800 code for a protein of 599 amino acids. The record is from RefSeq and is a predicted model, not a curated record. The transcript has a single exon. Lineage: Eukaryota; Metazoa; Arthropoda; Insecta; Hymenoptera; Colletidae.
AUGUUCGAGGAUGUCCGAACCUUCGUCGAUCAUCACGCACAAGCUCUGCUUUCGAUGAAAGAGGAACGUCGAGAGGCAGCUCUCGCCCCGGAAACAAAGUCCCGCAUGCCGAAGCCCAUCGACGCUCGACCAAAAAGCGUCGCUUCGAAACCACUGACCAGCCAUAACGUCGUGGUGACAACCGACUCGGCUCCGAAAGAAAAACGGCCGAGUGCGGAAAACGACGGGCGAGUCAGGCAAGUGCGGGUGGAAGUGUGCGGAUUCUGCUCUGGGCAACACAGCCUGCCACAAUGCAACCAUUUCAUGGUGUUGUCGGCGAACAUGCGCAGUCAGUACAUUCGAAAUCGACUAUGGUGUGUACGCUGCCUAGCUAGCUCCCACCCUACCGAGCGUUGCCCAAGACCCCAAGUAUGCAACCAGUGUAGUGGGAAGCACCAUUCCCUACUGCACUGUAAUUACAAUUGGGACCAGAAGAAUGCGAGGCCGCCAGCACGAAAUUCAUUUGGCCGGCGUGACGAGAGCGGUUUUAACGCUCAACCACGGAAACCGACCAAGUCAAAGCCAAGAGAAAAAAGUACGGCUUCACACGCACAAGACAAACAUGCCUCGACAUCACACUGUACCGCGAUCGGUACAGGCGCACCGAGGCCUGUUGUGCUAGCCACUGCACGAGUACGCGUGUUUGGCGAGAACGGUGCGUCGCGGAUUGCGCGAGCACUGUUAGACCAAGGUUCGGAGACAUCAUUCGUCUCCGCGGGGCUGGCUAAUGACCUCCAAUUAAAACGCAUACGUACCCCAGCCACGGUAUCAGGCUUGGGGGGCGGCGAAACGCAAAAAAUCAAAUUCAGCGUUGGAUUAAACCUCGGCCCGGUAAAAGGGACGAAACCGAUAUGUGUCGCUUACGCGUACGUCGUGCCGAAAAUCACGACCUACCGCACACCGUCGGCGAACGCGCUUGUUUACACUGCGUUCCGAGGUUUACCGUUAGCCGAUCCAGAAACCAGGGCCGAUCCUACGAUCGAAAUUCUGAUCGGAACGGAUUUAUAUGCUCAGGUGAUGCGACCGGGCUUCCGACGAGGGGCGAAUGAAGGUCCGAUCGCCCAAGAAACGGCGUUUGGCUGGGUUAUAUCCGGCCCUAUACACGCUGAGGGCGACGGCCGGAAUACGGUAAGAACGCUGCAUUGCACCGUUCUCGAAUCGCUGGAUUACGCGAUUCGACGAUUCUGGGAAACCGAAGAAAUCCCCACGACCUCGGUGCGGUCCAAGGCGGAAGAAGAGUGCGAAGCACUCUUCCGAAGAACCGUCAAACGGGACAAAACCGGACGGUUUAUAGUCCGAUUGCCCUUGAAUCACCCGAGACCGGACGAAGCGUUAGGACACUCGUUCCACAUAGCGCUGUCCGCUCUCGCGAGGAUGAGGCGUAAACUGGACACGGAUACGACCCUCGACAGAGAAUACUCUGAGUUCCUCGCGGAGUACGAGUCCUUAGGUCACAUGACUCGGCUUGAGCCGAUUGACCAGAAUCGACUGUACAUUCCGCAUCGAGCGGUCGUACGCACGGAAAGUGCAACGACCAAACUGCGAGUUGUGUUCAAUGCAACCAGCAGAACGGUCGGAGGGCGAUCCCUAAACGACGUCCUGCAUGUCGGACCAAAAUUACAGAACGAUAUCACCUCGGUUUUAACGAGGUGGCGUCUGUAUGAGUACGUUCUGGUGGCUGAUAUCGAGAAGAUGUUUCGACAAAUCCUCGUCGCCCCACAGGAUCGUCGUUUUCCAAUGCAUCGUAUGGCGCGUACCUGA